AUGAAGCCCCGACGGGCUUUGGGCCGGCAUGUUCUUCCUCCCAAGAACUUGCCAGAUACAACUGCAGAUGACAUUGACAUUGAGGAAGAUGGAUUUAUUGGGUUGAAAGAAAGAACCAGCAAAAUCGAUCGCGAUGCGAGACUCGGCCCGGGUGCGAAACUCGGCCCAGGAGACUCUGAGCAUUUGUGGAUGCCUCUUCCGCCUGAUCUUCCAGUUCUUGACAAACGCCUUCCAACGCAAAUGGCUGCAUGGGAGGGUAAAUCGCUCAGCGAAGGCAAUGAGCGCGAGUGUCGCGAGAUUCGCACGGCGAUCAAUGCUCGUAAAAUCAUGAACAAUGAUAUCUCUGACCUUGACGAUGACUCUGACUGCCUCCCUUGGCUUAUCUGGUGGCCGGUUAGGCCUCAUGAGAACACUUUGCGUGAGCUGGCUGGCAAGUGUCCGUCCAUGAGACCCCAAAUUGCGAUCACCGCCAUAAUUUGUGACUACCAAUCGCUGUUCAGGUCGCUGAAGCCCCCUCCACGCGAGUCCUUCUUCGAGGCUGCCAACAGAGCAGAAACCCGUUCUACCUCCAAUGCCUAG
This is a messenger RNA of Penicillium antarcticum, 579 nucleotides long. RefSeq lists its product as uncharacterized. The record is from RefSeq and is a predicted model, not a curated record. The transcript is spliced from 2 exons. The coding region runs from base 1 to 579 and encodes 192 amino acids. Lineage: Eukaryota; Fungi; Ascomycota; Eurotiomycetes; Eurotiales; Aspergillaceae.